UGCUGAGUACGAGUGGAGCGCAGCGCACCAGAGCGCACGGAAACUUGUAGAGACCAUUAUUAUUAUUUUCCUGAUUUCUUCUUUUUUUUUUUUUUUUUAAAUCGACUGAGACGGACUGCUGUGGCACUUCUCAUUGUUUUUUAUUUUCGUGCAUGACGCACGCUCUUCAUACCAUAUGACUGAUUUUUUUUUUUUUUUACUUUGAGGCUAUAGGAGAGAACGCGACAUGGAGACGUUUACAAUACACGACAUGCUCAUGAAUUCAACUGACCUGAAUAAGAUUUUAUGUAAUUUUGGAAUCAGGAAUAUUUCGGAGUGCGAGCAGGAAACUUCACCCGAACCUAAAGACAUCAACCAGAGCGUGCGGAUCGUGCUCUACGGCCUCAUCUUCCUCCUCAGCCUGAUGGGCAACAGCCUCAUCAUCGCAGUCCUGGUGAGGAACAGGCGCAUGAGGACCGUCACCAACCUCUUUCUGCUGUCUCUGGCCGUCAGCGACCUGAUGGUCUCUCUGGUCUGCAUCCCCUUCACCCUCAUCCCCAACCUCAUGAGGGACUUCAUCUUCGGCGCCGGCAUGUGCAAGCUGGUCAUGUACUUCAUGGGUGUCUCAGUGAGCGUUUCCACGUUCAACUUGGUGGCCAUCUCCCUGGAGCGCUACAGCGCCAUCUGCAACCCGCUGACCUCCAGGGCGUGGCAGACCAAAUCCCACGCCGCCAAAGUCAUCACCGCCACCUGGGUGGCGUCCUUCAUCUUGAUGCUGCCGUACCCCAUUUCCAGCGGCCUCAAGCCCUUCACCCGCCACAACAACAGCACCGGAUACAUGUGCCGCCUCGUGUGGCCCAACGACUUCAUCCAGCAGUCCUGGUACGUGUCCCUGGUGUUGCUGCUCUUCUUAAUCCCCGGUAUCGUCAUGAUGACGGCCUACGGACUCAUUUGCCUGGAGCUCUACCGGGGCAUCACCUUUGAGCUGUCCAGCAGGAAGUCUAGCAGAGAAAGACAACUCAGCACUGGCAGCAUCAAACCCGGUGACAGCGACGGCUGUUACCUGCAGCCGUCCAAAAAGAAGACCAUCACAGCCAGCACAGGCCGCCCCAGCAGCAAGCCCACAGUGGGCCGCGUGUGCGGCAGCAGCUCCACGACCAACCUGAUGGCCAAGAAGCGCGUGAUCCGCAUGCUGCUGGUCAUCGUCUUCCUCUUCUUCCUGUGCUGGACGCCCGUCUUCGUGGUCAACGCGUGGCAGGCCUUCGACCGGCGCUCGGCCUACCGCCUGACCGGGGCGCCCAUCUCCUACAUCCACCUGCUGUCCUACACCUCGGCCUGCGUCAACCCCAUCAUUUACUGCUUCAUGAACAAGCGCUUCCGCCAGGGCAUGCUGGCCACGUUCACCUGCUGCAGCUGCUUGGGGAAGAGAGGCGGCGGAGGGAGCGGAGGCGGAGGCGGCAUGGGGAGGUCGGCUGGAAUCUGGGAUGCUAAAGGGGAGGCGGGCAGAUUGAGGGCGAGGCUGAAGGCCGCAGAGCAGAACGGUCACACCCCGCCAAGUGGAGCCAGCACCUACACCGGCACCCGGGCCUCGGCCUGGAGUGAGCUGACUUAAAGUGGAUCGAUUCCUCUGCGUAAAAGAGCUCUGGCCUGAAGUGCAAACACUUUAAAGGGAAUCUUGUUUGUUUUUUAAGGCCCUCACAGCGCUUAUAGGACUAGUUUAAGAGCAGCUGCGUCGCUUUAGCUCGAAGUGUAACGUGACGUGGGUACAGUUGUUGUUAAUGUGGAGCAGUGGAGGUGCACAUCCAGUGCAUUCACGGCACAUCAACGCAGCCAGAUGUGUUUUUCUAAAGCCCGUAGUGUCCAGGCGUUACAGGGCCUCAAGUCUAAAGCAGAAAACAAAUUAAUGUUGUUUAACCGCUCGCUUUAUACACAUUUUAGUUGUCAGCUGUAGCUGGAACUGCACAGGGUCCAAAUAGUCUUUACAGUUCAUUGUUUUUUAAUUAUGUGCACCAGAGUGAGAAAAAUCCAGAACCACAAUCGGUGCCAGAGGGAAAAUGAGAAAGAAAAGUAAUUAUUUUUCUUACUUACCAGUUAUGACCAAGGUCUGCUUCACCUGAAAUUACAUUUAAAAAAAGGUGAGUGACAAUUUGCAAGAAGCCCUCGGUGAUAUUCUUUCGCGAGUUGACAAAUGAGUUUCACCUCGAGGCUAAUUUCAUUUAGUAACUGCUGCGGAGCCUUCGGUCCUCCCUCAUCUUCAUCAGCAGAUUGAGUUUCUACCAGUUGUCAUGGAAAUGUUCCAACUUGCACAUUUCCGUGACAAACGGGCAAACUGGAUGUGCUGAUGCGGAUUCAUGCGAUCGGAUCAAAAGCUGGUUUAACAGCAAAACUACAUCAAAACAUCCUUUCACAAACUCACAAUACUCAGUGCAGUUUAAUCCAAGUGUCACUUAUCCAGUCGUAUGCUCACUAAACAUGCAUCCUCGGAGAAACCUAUUUAAAAGUUGUAUUAAAUAGCAAUAAUGUAUACGUUGGUAAACAGGCUUUUUAUUUGUCAUUAUGUCACACCACAAUGUAACUGUAAUCAGCAGCAUCAAAACAGUCAUCCAGUGCACAAACAGUUCUGCUCUUGUCCUUGACUCGCUCUGUGUGUGUGUGUGUGUGUGUGUGUGUGUGUGUGUGUACGCGCCUACAGGAACUGCAGAGGCCUUAUCAUUUAGUGGGACUUUGAACAGCUGCAUCACCUCUCCUUCAAAGAGCAAAUUCCUGGCAUUACCCCCC
Molecule: messenger RNA, 2757 nt
Organism: Anarrhichthys ocellatus (wolf-eel)
Lineage: Eukaryota; Metazoa; Chordata; Actinopteri; Perciformes; Anarhichadidae
Gene: cckar
Product: cholecystokinin A receptor
Exons: 5
Coding region: 227-1591 (454 amino acids)
Biological process (GO): neuropeptide signaling pathway
Cellular component (GO): plasma membrane
Molecular function (GO): gastrin receptor activity; neuropeptide receptor activity
Source: RefSeq, a predicted model, not a curated record